This is a messenger RNA of Coregonus sp. 'balchen', 10875 nucleotides long. NCBI's taxonomy places the organism in Eukaryota, Metazoa, Chordata, Actinopteri, Salmoniformes, Salmonidae. The record is from the annotation of a GenBank genome assembly.
UCCUGUCUGCUUUUGCCACAGUACCACCAAUGAGGUGCUUUUAUGGAGGCGUAGGUUAAUGUUUAAUGGCAUUGUAAUAGUUACACAUUGAGAGCUAUUGCCUACAUGGUGCUAUGUACUGCUCAACUUGCUCAGAGGACCGUGAGAAACCCACUGGCAACCAGUCUGUUCCAGAGGCCUGAGAGACACCAAGGUAAGAGAAGGAUCUGAUCUUGUACUAUUUGGGUGAUGGACAGCUCAAAAAAAUGCUAUAAAGUGUGAGGACAUGGAAUAAUUCAGUCUGAUUGGUUUGUGUAUUUUCAUCAACUGCACCUGUGCUGCAUAAGCUAAAUGAAGUGUCCAGAGAUGUUACAUGCAUUGAACGCUGUUGCUUUGAAAGGCUGAGGAAUUUGCAUGGCAGUAAAUACAUAGCACUGAAGGAAGGUAUUAUCUUGCUGAGAAAUUCCAGUCUUUUGUGUUGCUGGUUAAAUUGUGUUGGCCGCAGGCAGCACAAGCUUCACAGAGAGAUGUGCUGCAUUAUGGUGUGCUCACGUAUAUUGUAGCUACAGUUCUGCAGUGAGGUAGGGUUUGAUGCAGGCAACACAUCAGCGCUUUGUAACAAUGAACAGGUCUCUCUGUUACUGGGGAACAGUCAAGUCAAUAAAUUCUUCAGUGUCAAUAUAUUUACCAAAUGUCCUUAACUAAAUUGCUAAUAGUGGCAGUCAGUCCUUGUAAAAAUUCUGCAUCUCAAAGUGGAAAUAUUCUUCCUUAACAAUGAUGGGUAAUUAGUAGCUUGUGAUAUGACAUUUGUAAAAUUAAAUGUGUGUGGAAACAUAAUGUGUUACUAUGUUAUGUAAAGCAUUGUAGAUUACAAUAUUUAACUAUGGGGAUUGUGUAUGUGAGUUGUGAGCAUGUGCAAUGGUGAUAGUUAUGGUCAGCUAGAACGGGUCAGAUCUUUUGGCAACACUAGAUGGGCAGGUUUGUGCGUGGGUGACUGUGCAGUGUUGCCCACUGUAACUGAGAUGUGUCUGUAUGUGAAUUUAUCAUUCUAGAUUCAACAGUAACUCACCUACACCUGGUGCUAGUAUCUACUGAUGAAUGUGACACACUGGGGUGUUAAUACACUGGGGUGUUAAUUCAGUGAUAAAGAGCAUAUCAUUUUCAUCGACUGUUGUUGUUAAAGUAUCAAAUCUGCUCUGUAUUCAACACAGACACAGACAUGCGCCAUAAAUGUUGUUUAUUGCAUGUUGCUUAUAAAAUCUUAAUUAAGAAAAAUGCUUAUCACAUGUUGCUUAUUAUAUGCUGCUGAUUGAAAUGAUAUAAAUCAAUCAAAAUAAUAUAAUUUAUUCGCAAUUCAAAAGUAAUGCUGACCAAUGUUCUUCAAAGAGAAACACAGUAAACCACACAAAAAACAACACAUGUUACAGAAUGGGCACAGAACAAAAUGAUUCUUAGUUUUUUUUAUCUAAUCUCUUGUUGGUCAGCCUUGGAUAGUAUGGGUUAUGACUGGUGGAUUUGUAAAAGUCACACUUGGAGAGUGCCUGUUUUUUCUCAUCUUACUUUGGCCUACUUAUUCUCUCUGCUAUUAUUACUUACACUAAGUGUACAAAACACCUUCCUAAUAUUGAGUUGCACCCCCUUUUACCCUCAGAAUAGCCUCGAUUUGUCAUGGCAUGGACUCUACAAGGUGUCAAAAGUGUUCCACAGGGAUGCUGGCCUAUGUUGACUCCAAUACUUCCCACAGUUGUGUCAAGUUGGCUGGAUGUCCUUUGGGUGGUGGACCAUUCUUGAUGCACACGGAAAACUGUUGAGCGUGAAAACACCAGCAGCGUUGCAGUUCUUGACACACUCAAACAGGUGUGCCUGGCACCUACUACCAUACCCUGUUCAAAGGUGCUUACAUAUUUUUCACCCUCUGAAUGGGACACAUACACAAUCCAUGUCUCAAUUGUCUCAAGGCUUAACCUGUCUCGUCCCUUCAUCUACAAUCUUUGAUGUGAAUUUAAAAAGUGACAUCAAUAAGGGAUCAUAGCUUUCACCUAGAUUCACCUGGUCAGUCUAUGUCAUGCAAAGAGCAUCAAAGGGGGGACUGUAAGAUUUAGACUUAUGGAAUACCAGGAAAUACAUUUGGAGAUGGUUUUGGAUACUAAAGUAAAGAUUCCUAAAAUCAAGAAGUUGCUGCCGUCAAGAAAUUGUUGCAGCUCUAUACAGUACUGUAUGUCCAAUAUCUGUACAGAACAGUGCAAGCUCUGGAACAUUCUCAUUAAGGACAUCAAAAGGCUCUUAUCUGAAUUGAAAUUGCCAAACAGCUAGAUAAAAAACAAACAACAAAAAAACACAUGCAGAUCUCCUUUUCAAAAGGUAGAGACUACCCUCUCACCCAUGGCACAUCUGUGUGACUGUACAAUACAGUAUAUAUAUAUUUAACUUUCUUAUCGCAACAUGUCAAAGCUUGCUAUUAGCGUUACUCCAAGGUCAGAAUCAAACGUUAUUAAACAUUCUGCUGACUGGUAUCAGUAAUAAAUAUGCCUGUUUUUAUUACAUGUUUUAGUAAAGUGAACCUUGCCCUCAGUAGGUGGACCUCUAAGGUUACGUUUACACAGGCAGCCAAAUUCAGAUCUUUUGUCAAUAAUAGGUCUUCUGACCAAUCAGAUCAGAUCUUUAGAAAAUAAUUGGGCAAGGAAAUCAGAGAUGGGAUGCCUGCGUAAACCCAGUCUCAGAUUUCAACAAAAUAAACUAUACUGAACAAAAAUAUAAACGCAACAUGCAACAAUAUCAACGAUUUUACUGAGUUACAGUUCAUACAAUGAAAUCAGCCAAUUGAAAUAAAUUCAUUAGUCCCUAAUUUAUGGAUUUCACAUGAAUGGGCAGGGGCACAGCCAGUAAGAAUUAGUUUUUUUCAGACAAAAGGGCUUUAUUACAGACAGAAAUAGUCCUCAGGUUCAUCAGCUGUCCAGGUGGCUGGUCUCAGACGAUCCUGCAGGCGAAGAAGCCGGAUUAGGAGGUCCUGAGCUGGCGUGGUUUCAUGUGAUCUGCGGUUGUGAGACCGUUUGGACGUACUGCCAAAUUCUCUAAAACGACGUUGGAGGCGGCUUAUGGUAGAGAAAUUCAACAUUCAAUUCUCUGACAACAGAUCUGGUGGACAUUCCUGCAGUCAGCAUGCCAAUUACAAGCUCCCUCAAAACUUGAGAAAUCUGUGGCAUUGUGUUGUGUGACAAAACUGCACAUUUUAGAGUUGCCUUUUAUUGUCCCCAGCACAAGGUGCACCUGUGUAAUGAUCAUGCUGUUUAAUAAGCUUCUUGAUAUACCACAUCUGUCAGGUGGAUGGAUUAUCUUGGCAAAGGAGAAAUGCUCACUAACAGGGAUGUAAACAAAUUUGUGCAUAUGGAACAUUUAUGGCAUCUUAUUUCACCUCAUGAAACAUGGGACCAACACUUUACAUGCUGCAUUUAUACUUUUGUUCAGUGUAGUUAGGAGAAAAGUGUAUCUUGUUGGGUUGAUAUACUGAAAGGAGUACUAUUGCGUUUACUCUCUAGAUAAGGUUAGGACACACUGUUGAAUAGUAGUAGUAUUAGUAUUUAUUAGGAUCCCCAAUUAGCUGCUGCCAAGGAAAACAGAACUCAAAACACAACAAAUAAAAUACAUAAUAUACUGUACAUUUCACUACUUUUACAUAAUUUAGCAGAUGCUCCCAUCUAUACAUUUACAUUUACAUUUUAGUCAUUUAGUAGACGCUCUUAUCCAGAGCGACUUACAGUUAGUGCAUACAUCUUUUUUUUAUACUGGCCCCCCGUGGGAAUCAAACCCACAACCCUGGCGUUGCAAACACCAUGCUCUAUCAACUGAGCUACAUCCCUGCCGGCCAUUCCCUCCCCUACCCUGGACGACGCUGGGCCAAUUGUGCGCCGCCCAUGAGUCUCCCGGUCGCGGCCGGCUGCGACAGAGCCUGGAUUCGAACCAGGAUCUCUAGUGGCACAGUUAACACUGCGAUGCAGUGCCUUAGAUAGCGACCCACAGCUAGUGCAUUCAUCUCAAGAUAUCCAGGCGAGACAACCAAGUAUCACAUAUCAUUACAUAGUACAAUACAUAAUAGAAUGCAAAAUACAUAAAGGUAUCUGUGUCUCUUCACAGUCCCCGUCAUGCCGUAAGGAGUUAUUUUAUCUGGUUUUGAAUCUGGUUUUAUUGCUAGCUUGAGUUACCUGGGGUGACAGAGUUUCAUGUAGUCAUGGCUCUAUUUAAUACUGUGCGUUUCCCAGCCUCUGUUCUGGACCUGGGGACUGUGAAAAGACCGCUGGUUGCAUAUUUUGUGUGGUACAGAUGAGUGUCCAAACUGUGUGCCAACUUCUUCAACAGACAGAUAGGUACCUUCAACACAUCAACACGUCUCACAAAGAGCAAUAGUGAUGCAGUCAAUCUCUCCUCAACUUUGAGCCAGGAGUUAUUGACAUGCAUGUUACUGACAUUCGCCCUCCGUGUACAUCUAAGUGCAAUAGAUGCUGCUUUGUUCUGCAUCAACUGCAGUUUGCCUAUGUCCUUCUUUGCCACACUUGACCACACAGCUGGGCAGUAGUCCAGGUGUGACAAAAAUAAGGCCUGUAGGACCUGUCUGGUUGACUGAGAUGUGAAGAAAGCAGAGCAACGCCUUAUCAUGGACAUACCUCUUCUCAUUUUAGCAACCAUUGAGUCUAUAUGACAUCUUGCCAUCUAGGGUUACACCCAGCAGUUUAGUCUCCUCAACUUGCUCAAUCAUCACAUUAUUCAAUAAUAGACCUAGAUGAGGUUUAGGGUUGAGUGAGUGAUUUGUUCCAAAAACGCUUUUAGGUUUUGAGAUAUUUAGCACCAGCCUAUUGCUAGUUACCCAUUCUAAAACUGACUGGAGCUCUAUGUUAAGGGUGUCAGUUAUAUAUUUUACACAGGUCAGUGGAAGGUCAUUAGUAAAAACAGAAAACAAUAAUGGCCCAAGCCUUCUGCCCUGCGGUACACCACACUCAACCAAAUUUGCAUUAGAUGGACUUCCAUUAAAGAAAACCCUAUGUGCUCUAUUAGCUAGUUAACUCUCAAUCUAUGAUAAGGCAGAGGAUGUAAAUCCAUAACACUUAAGUUUUGUUAACAGUAGGUUAUUAUCAAUGAUAUCAAAAGCCGCACUGAAGUCUAACAAAACAGCUCCCACAAUCUUAUUAUUAUCAUCAAUUUCUUUUAGCCAAUCAACAGUCAUUUGUGACAGUGAGGAGUGAGGUGAGUAGUAAUGGCAUGGUUUCAUAUCUGAACAGAAUGUAAGAAUUCAUCAACAACUCACAUUGUAUAGUUGUGAUGCACUGUCUUUUGUCUUUGCUCAUGUGUUUUGCGAUUUUGAGAGUACAUUUGUGUGGGGGUGUUUCUAUGUGUUUAUACUUGUCUAACUCCCUUCAAUUGAGAUUGACUGUAAUAUGAUGUCCUGUGUUUCCCUGACAGAAAGAUGGUCCAUAAGUCCAUAGUUGUGGGUCUGGUGGUGCUGCUGGUGGCAGCCGUAAGCACGUUUGUGGGUGUCUUCUUUGGGCUGGGGAGCAGGUCGACCUCAAAUAACCAUUCCUACUCCAGGGCUGCCGUGGCAGCCGAUGCUGGCCCAUGCUCAGAAAUCGGCAGGUAAAAACUCUCACACAAACACAUACAGUAUAUGCAGUACUAGUCUCAAACAUUGCCACACCAAGGAAUUACUCAUUUAAAUGUUUUUGUAGACAUCCAGAUACAAUGAUCCCUGUUUCAAGGCAUGCUGUUCCAAACAGGCCUAAUAGCAGAAACCAAGUUUUUCUUGGUCAGAACAUACAAAUAUGCUCCUGCUUCUGAGUCUAUUUAUGUUCAUCCAUCAUCUCAAAUCCUUCCCAUUUUGUCAUCAUAAUUCAUUCUGUCUGUGUAAACUUCCUGCUGUCUCUUUAUGAACUAGUGCAUUUGUAUGCAAAUCAGGGCCACUGAAUAUAAACUUUUGUCUGCGUGGGUGUGUCUGUAAAUUUCAGAGACACAUUGCAGAAAGGUGGCUCUGCAGUGGAUGCAUCUAUUGCUGCCUUGCUGUGUGUGGGGCUGAUGAAUGCCCACAGCAUGGGCAUUGGAGGAGGACUCUUCUUCACUAUCUAUGAUGCCAAAACUGGUACAGUCUGAGCCCUAAUCAUUGUAUUAAACCUAUAACAUAUUUAUUGAUGUCAACAAAUCCAACAAUGACACCUGAACUAAAAACAGGAAAUGUAAAAACUUGGUGUGAUGUUGUAAAGUUGAUUUUGACUUCCUUCAAAGGAAAGGUAGAGACCAUUAAUUCCAGGGAGACGGCUCCCGCCAACGCAACAGAGGACAUGUUUGGGAAUAGCACCCAGUUAGCUAAGAAAGGUAAUGUUUUACCAGUUACCUAACACCAGAAAAUGGAUGAAAGAUGUACGUUUACGACGAGAGAUGGCCUUGCGAUAGAGUCAAAAGAUACAGAGAUAAGAGCGGUACAGUAACGUUUGGCAGUAGGGUUUGGCAGGAGGGUUUGGCAGUAACAUUUGGCAGUAACGUUUGGCAGGAGGGUUGUCCAUCGCCAUACCAGGGGAGAUCCGUGGGUACGAGCUGGCACACCAUCGCCAUGGAAAUUUGCCAUGGAGAGAGCUGUUCCAGCCUGCAAUCCAGUUGGCACGGAAGGGCUUUCCUUUGGGCAGGGCUUUGGCCACUGCUAUCUCCAAGAACAGAGAAACCAUCACUGGUGACACAGCUUUAUGGUGAGAAUGCCAAGAAGGGAGACAUGAUAUGGAGUGGUGAUCUGAGUUACUGUACAGAGGGUCAAGUUUUCACAUGAGGAGAUACUUUACCUCCCCUUUUAAGAUGAUUUUCGCCCUUAUUCCCAAACAUGAGAGCUCAGUGUCUCAUAUGUUGUCUCUGACAUCUCUGUUUUUGGUCUCUCUUUCAGUGAGGUGUUUUGUGACAAAAAUGGUGCCAUCCUGAAGGAAAACGACAUCAUCACCUUUACUAAACUCGCUGACACCUAUGAAACAAUAGCAAAUGAGGGGCCUAAUGCUUUUUACGAAGGCCCACUGGCAGAGAACCUUGUGAGGGACAUUCAGUCAGCAGGUUGGCAUCGCCCUUAUUUCUACCAAAUAUUAACAAACUGCAAUUUUGAUUGAAUUUCAUUCAGGGUCUGCUGGCUGUACAUGUUAACAGAAACAGUGCCUUAUUGUCUGUUUACCGGUAUGUGUUUCAGAUGGUAUCAUCACACUUGAUGACCUAAAGAACUACAAGCCUUUUUUGGAUGAGAGUCCUCUCAAUGCUAAUGUGGGGGAGUACAUAAUGUAUGUGCCCAAUGCCCCAGCCAGUGGCCCUGUCCUGUCCCUCAUACUCAACAUCCUGGAUGGUAAGCCUUCAGCCUGAUGACACAGAGUUGCAUUCAAGAUCAAACUGUGGCCGUUUUUUUUAAGGAGGUUUGGAAAACUAUUUGAGUCACAUUUGGUCACCCUGUCACUCUCGUGCUAUGGUACAAGUGUAUAAGAGAGGUGGCAGCUGCUCCAGAUAGAAGUAAUUAAGAACCAAAGAUAAUCGUUUUCCCAGCCAUCACACCCGAGGCGCCCUGCUCUGCAGGCCUGGUACCUCGUCAGCACUGUUAACUUCGGAAAAUGAUGCUGAACUGUUCAUUUACAUUAUAGCAGCCCUGGUCUAUCUCAUCCAAUUACUGUAUGCACCAUAUCUCUCUCUUGACAAUGCAUAUUCAGAUAGAUAACCACCUUCUGUUCGGUGGUGGUGGUGCAGCUGACUGACCAGUAGUUGGGGUGUACAUCUCCUCUUCUCAUCCCCAGCUCUGUUUCAGCUUCACAUUAAUGCCUGGGGGUCUAUUGGAUAUCUAGUCCAUAGAGUUUCUCCUCCAGACUUCCUCUCUCUGCUUGUUCCCAGUACAGUAGCUAUAUAAUAUGACAGUGUCUGUCAGGGGAUUAGAUGGAAACUUUAUUCCAGAGUAUUUAAACUCCCUAAUUAAACUAAACCAUCGCUUCCUGUGGCUCCUCUGCCUGGCCACCCCACUUACUGUGUCUCUCUGCCUCUACUGCAAACACUAAUCUGACCGAUUUACCUCUAAUUGGACACAGACGAGUGGUGGGGGAAUCACAUAACACUAGCAUGCCAGGGCCCGCUCAAGCCCUUCAUCCUGACAGUUCACCAUGACUUCUGCUACUGCCUGUCAGCUGAAAUUCAUCAAACAAUUCCAUUCAGUUACAGUUCUCUCUCGUUUCUCCCAUCCUCUACAGCUGUGAACUAAAACAGUUCUAACACUGAUAGUCUGGACCUGGGAAACAGAAUGAACAGAAGUUUUAAAUUGAUAGUAAAACCCUUUGAAUGUCCACUUCACCUGAUCAAAUUGAAUGUACUGUAUUAUUGUUUAAUAACUGUAAUGAUGGUGGCUAUGGCUACCCUGUUUUCAGGAUACAACUUCACCUCAGACAGUGUCUCCAGCACUGAGAAGAAGGUCCUCACGUACCACCGCAUGGUCGAGGCCUUCCGAUUCGCUUAUGCCAAGCGAAGCAUGCUGGGAGAUCCAAGCUUCCUCAGCAUCUCUGAUGUAAGUCUCACCCCCAUCUUCCCCAGAGUUUAUAUUCAAUAGUUCUCUCAAUCACUUACUAAUCAUAUUCAAUCAACGGCUCAUAGUACUGUAUGUAUUAGAAUGUCAUGGGUCAAUAAGUUCAUGUUCAUUGGAGACAGAGUAAAUAUGGAUAUGAGUUCAGGUAGGCCUCCGAGCUACAGCAAAAAAUAAAAAGGUAAGAGGGAUGCUCGACAACAAUGACAAAAAAAAUCAAACAAAAGGGCUUGCCAAGAAAAACUUCAAAAAGGACUCAUUCGAAGUAGAAAGGAGUUUGAGCACUCAACAAAAAAGGAAUUCAUUUAUUUUUCUCAGCAUUAAUCCAUUGGAUGAGCAGUUACAGGUGACUGACGUUUCAACGUCAAGCUAACGUCUUCUUUAGAGUGACCCGACAAUUGCACUCAACUCCUAUUUAUAGCCUAGUGGCCUAUUGAGACACAACAAUGUGAAAUUAAACAUAAGUGUCAAUGGCUAAUAAUAGCACAAAAUAAUAAUAACAAAUAUCAGGUAUCUCGUCGAUUAAUAGGCCAUACCAAAAUAAACAAAGUAUUUACAUAGGUGAUAUUUGUUAUGGGGAUGUAGCUCAGUUGGUAGAGCAUGGCGUUUGCAACGCCAGGGUUGUGGGUUCGAUAAAAUAAUGUAUGUGCUAACUGUAAGUCGCUCUGGAUAAGAGCGUCUGCUAAAUGACUAAAAUGUAAAUGUAAUAUUUGGGUGUCUGUGAAAAUGGCAGCAGAGAGACCCAAGAAAUCAUGGCAACAUUCUAGAAACGAGGACAAUGAAAAAUCAUAGUUUAGCCCCUAUUCCUGCACCACAGGAAAUGCAGAUGAGCGUCGUGAUUUACAUAGAUUCACUGAAAACCCACACUAACACACAGUUAUAUUAAAAGUUUUGCACUUUUAAAGUAGCCUACAUUUGGCCAGCUAAUAGCCUAACCACCGAUCAAGCAACAUUACGUACUUAAUGUUCAAAUCCUGUUUUCUUGGUAAGCCAUUUUAUUAAAUAUGAAUAUGCUCAGAUAAGAGUUGAUUGGAUUAUUGAUUGAAAUGGACUUCAGUCUUCCAAGAAACACUAUUUGUACAGCUGCUAUGUUGACAUUUCUGUAAACCAUUUCUGUAAACCAGUACAGCUUCAUCAUUCUAGACUGUUCUAAAUGGUUGCUUUUAUUAAUGGGCAUUCAUUUGAAUGGCAGAGACUCAUUUUCCAGUCCCCUCUUCUCUUCAGCUCAUCCACAACAUGACCUCAGAUUACUUUGCCGAUUCCCUCCGUCAGAAGAUAACAGACGAUACCACCCAUCACAUGAACUACUAUGAGGCAGAGUACUUUGUCCCCGAGAACCACGGGACAGCACAUCUGUCUGUGGUGGCAGAGGACGGGAGUGCAGUGGCAGCCACCAGCACCAUCAACCAACUGUAGGAAUCAAGUUCCAGUUAAACAUUUGAUUAGAAAAAUGAACUGGAGCUAGUCCUCAUUGUCAUUAUUUCCUAUUUCCUUGCUAGUUUUGGCUCCAAAGUCAUGUCGCGCUCUACAGGAAUCCUCCUCAACAAUCAGAUGGAUGACUUCAGCUCACCCCUCAUCACAAAUGGCUUUGGAGUGCCUCCUUCACCAAACAACUUCAUCAGACCAGGUGAGGGCUACAUCUGACUACAGACGCCACACUUUUCAGUUCACCACCCGGCUCUGAUAGCCAGAAAUUGGUACUUGAUGGUGGGUAUGGAUGGGCCUAAUUCCCUUGUUAUCUCUCCCCAGGUAAGAGGCCCUUGUCUUCUAUGUGUCCAGCCAUUCUCUUUGACAAGGGGAGCAAGGAAGUCAAGAUGGUGGUGGGGGGCUCAGGAGGAACAAAGAUCACCACGGCAACUGCCACGGUAAACCAGGCUGCAAUGCCCUUUCGUUGCUGUGUGAAAAUACUCAUACUUUUGUCAUCUGUGACUGAAUUGUUGGCUGUUUAUUCUGCAGGUGAUUCUCAACACGCUGUUCUUUAACUAUGACCUGAAGAAAGCUGUGGCAGAUCCUAGAAUCCACAACCAGCUGAGUCCCAACACCACACUGGGAGAGCCUGGGUUUGACGAGGUAGGUUAGAUGAUUGAUGACAGUGAAUUCACAUACCCUACAGUGCAUAAAAAGGAGUGUCACAAUGAGUAUGCUUUCCUUACAGAGGGUGAUGGCAGGUCUGGCUUUGAAGAACCAUGAGACAGAGUUCCUGACAGCCACAGGGGCUGUGGUUCAGGUAGUGGUGCGCCAGGGGGACCAGCUCCAUGCUGAAUCCGACCCCAGGAAAUGGGGCUACGCUGCUGGGUACUGAGACCAACCACAGACCCCUGCUCCCACGAACUGAG